Messenger RNA from Anopheles nili, 1437 nucleotides. Its product is annotated as lysosomal Pro-X carboxypeptidase. Gene Ontology annotation, biological process: proteolysis. Gene Ontology annotation, molecular function: serine-type exopeptidase activity; dipeptidyl-peptidase activity. Bases 1 to 1437 code for a protein of 478 amino acids. The record is from RefSeq and is a predicted model, not a curated record. Lineage: Eukaryota; Metazoa; Arthropoda; Insecta; Diptera; Culicidae. The transcript is spliced from 3 exons.
AUGACAGCUGCGUUAUGGGUCGCGCUUAUCUUGGGGCUAUCAUCAGUUCACCAUGGUGCCUUCGCUUACGAGUUUCAAACUAAAACAAUCGACGUGCCCAUCGAUCAUUUCACAUUUACGAACGAGGGAACGUUCAAGCUGAGAUACCUGAUCAACGACACGUACGCGAAGAGCAAUGAUCCAAGUAGCCCGAUCUUCUUCUACGCCGGUAACGAGGGUGACAUUGAAUUGUUCGCCCAAAACACCGGCCUCAUGUGGGAGCUGGCACCAAAGUUCCAGGCCACGCUGCUGUUCGCCGAGCACCGAUUUUACGGGCAUUCCCUGCCGUUUGGUAACGCGUCGUAUGACUCCCCGAAGAACCUCGGAUACCUAACGUCGGAACAGGCGCUGGCUGAUUUUGCGUUGCUAUUGCGUACUUUAAACCCUGUUAAUGGCACGACCAAAUCGCGGCCGGUCGUCGCGUUUGGUGGCUCAUACGGUGGUAUGUUGGCCGCUUGGUUCCGCAUCAAGUACCCGCAUUUGGUUGUGGGUGCAAUCGCUGCCUCGGCCCCGAUCCGGCAGUUUCAGGGCGUGACACCGUGUGGCAUUUUUAACCAGAUCCUUUCGUCCGUGUUCAACCUUGCGUACAAGCCGGAAUGCGUGGCGAACAUUCGGCGAUCCUGGGUGACGCUGCAAAACUACUCGACCACCGCCGACGGGCUGCGCAUGCUGAAUGAAAAGUUCAAAUUCUGCACCAACGUCACGAAGGCAAGCGAUGUAACAGAGACGUUCUUCGAGUACUUGACGGAUGUGUAUGGUAAUCUAGCGAUGAUUAACUACCCGUACGAGUCGAACUUUCUCGCACCGGUUCCAGCAUAUCCGGUGCGGGAGUUUUGCGGCCGGCUGGACCAGAACUACACCGGUACGGAGCUGCUCGAUCGGUUGCAUUCCGCACUUAGCAUCUAUUACAAUUACGACGGCAAGGCAACCUGUUUGAAUAUUAAUUCGUCGUACGACGGCAGCGGCAUUGGCGAUCGGGGCUGGGAUUUUCAGGCUUGUACCGAGAUGGUGAUGCCGAUGUGCGCGGAUGGUGUCAGCGAUAUGUUCCCACCACAACCCUGGAAUAUGGAGGAAUACUCGGAAAAAUGCUUCAAGAAAUACGGCGUCCAUCCACGUCCUCAAAAUGCACUUCUCCACUAUGGCGGCGAGUUUCUCGAUCGCAGCAUUACCAACAUCGUAUUCAGCAAUGGGUUGCUUGAUCCGUGGUCUGGCGGUGGUGUGUUGCGCUCAAAUAACGAUAACAUCAAGAUCGUCCUAAUCCCAGAGGGUGCCCACCAUAUUGAUCUGCGUGCGUCAAACCCUCAGGAUCCGGCUUCAGUAAAGCGUGCGCGGGCAGAGCACGCAACCAACAUCCGUAAGUGGCUCGAUGGAUACCGGAUGCUGAAGAAGGCAUACUAA